Molecule: messenger RNA, 2097 nt
Organism: Bactrocera latifrons
Lineage: Eukaryota; Metazoa; Arthropoda; Insecta; Diptera; Tephritidae
Exons: 2
Coding region: 57-1031 (324 amino acids)
Source: RefSeq, a predicted model, not a curated record
GUGGAUGAAAAUAUCAGUCUCCUAUAACAUUCGAAGUGAACACAUACGGUAGCACAAUGUCAACUCCUAGAUUACGAGAGAAAAUUUAUCUUCUUGGGCAUUACUCGAAUGAAAUUGUUGGAAGUAAACUGCCAUCGGUGAAACAAGUGUUAAACGUUUUCUUUUUUAAUUUGCGAGUGUGUAAGUUAACUGUACGGGGAAGUGCCUCACUAGCUGUGCGGGAAGCGAUGAUAUAUUGGGAAAAAGCACGAAUUCCGACGCAAGAGUUAAAGAAUUGUAUACCAAAGUUGGAAGGUCUGUAUCAACAAUUUAGGCAACUUCAAAAACAUGCUGGAAGAUUGUCGGAGGUUCAUAAGAAAAAAGAAACAGAUUUCCUUGAAAAACUUGAGGACCUUUUUGAUAUAGAACACGCCAAUGCUUUGAGUAUCAUUACCGUUGAAGAAGAUAAACAGUUCUUAAUCAAUCAGCGGUUGAGAGGACGGCCAGGGUUUAUGUAUGGAAUUGAUUACCAGCUAAUUGCGAAAGAAGCACGAGUUUCUGAACGAAAAAUGCAAGAGAUGAAGAGGAAAAAGCGAAGCGAUCAUGAAAUGCAACAACUGACUCAACCUGCUAUGCUCAUGACGUCUAGUUUAAGCAGUAGUGAAGAUUUAGAUUUCUGUGAUUUGGAGGAAGUUCCGCGAGUCUCAAAAGAUUUAUCACCACAGGCAAAAAGGAAAAGGGGGCGUCGAACAAUAAUCACUCCUAAGCUUGCUGCUGCCUUGGAUAAGUGCAAGAUCAGUGACAGGAAUGCUGUUCAUAUUCUGGUAGCUGCCAUCGAAGCGCUUGGUUAUAAUGUUGAAAAUUUCGCUAUCAACAGGUGCUCUAUUCACAAUUUUCGAGAGAAUCUUCGCGAACAAAAAGCUGCUGAAAUCAAAAAUAUUUUCAAGGAUAGGAAAUUGCACGCUGCUACCUUGCAUUGGGAUGGUAAACUACUUCCAGCAUUAACGGGAAAAGAGACCGACUUCUGUAAUUCUUUCAAAUUGUGGUACUAAUCAACUUCUUGGUGUACCUGCAUUGCAAUCGGGGAAUGGAUAAGAACAAGCAACAGCUGUUUGUGAAACUCUUGCGGAAUGGGGCCUUCAGGAUUACGUAAAAGCAUUAGUUUUUGACACAACAGCGUCAAAUACAGGCGCUUUUAAAGGUGCAUGUGUUUUGAUUGAAAACUUUCUGGAAAAAGUUCUCUUGUAUUUACCCUGCCGGCAUCACAUGUACGAGAUAAUUUUAAAAGCAAUUUAUGAGGAAAAGAUGGGGAAAACUACAGGCCCAACUGUACCAAUAUUAAAAAAGUUCCAAACUGCUUGGUCUGGAAUUAACGUUAAUAAUUUUAAAACCGGAAUCGAGCAUGAAAAGGUCAAGGAAAAUUUGGAUCCGGUCGAUGUAUCUCGAAUUCUUGAUUUUGUACAAGACGUUUUGCAAGAACAACAUCCCAGAGAGGAUUAUAGAGAAUUUUUAGAAUUGACUGCUAUUUUUCUUGGCACAACACCGCCUCGUGGAGUGUGCUUCCGAGUACCAGGGGCUAUCCAUCAUGCAAGGUGGAUAGCAAGGUUUCGCGAUGAAUUUAAGUUAUCACCACAUGAAGAAAAUGCUAUUUGUGAUAUUUGCAUUUUCCUAAUCCGUGUAUAUGUCGAAGCGUGGUUUUGUGCUCCUUCUGCAGCCAAAGCCCCGUAUUUACAUUUCAGUGUUCUUUCAACACUUUAUAAAUAUCAGAAUAUUGAUAGUGACAUCUCCCGUGUGGCUUUACAAAAAAUUAAAAAUCAUUUGUGGUAUCUAUCUCCUGAACCCAUCGCCUUGCCGUUCUUUGACUCUAAUUUGUCUUCUGAAUCGAAAAGAAAAAUGGUCAGUGCACUAUAUCGUGAAGCAGAUAUAUCAGAAGAAAAUACCAAAAAGAUUAAUGUGCAAAUAAAUCAAAUUCCAGAAAUAAUGAACAAUGGAAUCAAACAAUUUGUUUCUAAUAAAACAAGGAAAUUUUUCACUAGAUUCGAUAUAAGUGACGAGUUCCUUAACAUAGAUCCUUCGCAGUGGCACAAAAAUGAAGAUUUCAUUAAUGCUCUAAAUCUA